UUAUUUUUUCUCUUCGUAAUUUCAAAGUCCCGUUUCCAAACAAGCAUUGGUUUAUCUUCCGAAGGAUCAACAGAGGAUUUUGGCGACAAAGAGAGAGAGAAAGAUGGAGACGCUCAAGGUACUGAGCUUAUCCUCUCAGCCAUUGAAACACCUCUUCUACUUCGCCGCUGUUUCUUCUUCUUCUACCCAUUCCGUUACAAGAACCUCCUCAUCAAGGCUCUUCUUUCGCUACUGCUCUUCUUCCUCCACUGCCGCCGCCUCAGCCAGAGUCGCCGGCCGCAACCGUAGGUCCUUGUCAGAGACGCCGUCUUCAACUUCCGACAGAGACGCCGUUCGCGCCAUCCGUCUGAAGAAGGUUGAAGAAUUGAGGGGACAGGGCUUGGAGCCCUACGCAUAUAAGUGGGAAAGGACCCAUACUGCUAAUCAGCUGCAAGAUAUAUACAGGAAUCUGGGCAAUGGUGAAGAGUCAACCAGCAAGAGUGAUUGUGUAUCAGUUGCAGGAAGGAUUGUGGCUCGUAGAGCUUUUGGAAAGCUUGCUUUUUUAACUUUAAGGGAUGAUUCAGGGACAAUACAGCUUUAUUGUGAGAAGGAAAGGCUUGCUAACGAUCAGUUCGAGAUGUUGAAGACAUUUGUUGAUAUUGGAGAUAUACUUGGUGCAAAUGGAUCAAUAAAGCGGACAGAGAAAGGGGAGCUUUCGGUUAAGUUGAAUUCGUUCGCGAUUCUUACAAAAUCCCUACUUCCACUACCAGACAAGUAUCAUGGACUAACUGAUGUGGAUAAGCGCUACCGCCAACGGUAUGUAGAUAUGAUUGCAAACCCUGAGGUUGCUAAUAUAUUUCGGCAAAGAGCCAAGAUUGUAUCAGAGAUACGGAAGACAGUGGAAUCUUUAGGAUUUGUUGAAGUUGAGACACCGGUUUUACAGGGAGCAGCUGGUGGAGCAGAAGCUAGGCCAUUUGUUACAUACCAUAAUUCACUUGGGAGGGAUCUUUAUUUGAGAAUUGCUACUGAGCUCCAUUUAAAGAGAAUGCUGGUGGGGGGUUUUGAAAAGGUAUACGAGAUGGGGCGAAUAUUCAGAAAUGAAGGCAUUUCAACUCGUCAUAAUCCUGAAUUUACCACGAUAGAGAUGUACGAAGCGUAUUCCGACUACCAAAGCAUGAUGAACAUGGCAGAAGAAAUCGUAACUCGAUGCGCUCUUGCAGUCCAUGGGAAGCUUUCCAUUGAUUAUCAGGGUCUAGAAAUAUGUUUACAAAAACCAUGGAGGAGGGAAACCAUGCACAAUCUUGUAAAAGAAGUUACCGGGAUUGAUUUCAACGAGUUGGGAAAUGAUCUUAGAGCUGCUAAAGAAGUUACUAUUAGGACAAUUGGUACCGGCAUUGAAAAUAAAGACAAGUGUUCGAUUGAAGCAUGCGAAUCUGUUGGCAACUUGCUUAACGAGGUCUUCGAGAUCUUGGUAGAGCCAAAGUUGCUGCAGCCUACUUUUGUUUUGGACUACCCAAUUGAGAUAUCUCCCCUGGCCAAACCGCAUCAGAGUCAUGCAGGGUUGACUGAAAGAUUUGAACUGUUUAUUUGUGGUCGAGAAAUGGCGAAUGCAUUCUCCGAAUUGACAGACCCUGUGGAUCAGAGAGGACGGUUGGAAGAGCAAGUGAGGCAGCAUAAUGAGAGGAGGGCAAUAGCAAUUUCUGAAAUAAAUUCAGAAGAGAAAGAGAAGAAAAGUGAUGACAACUUGUACGAAGUGACUCUGGAUGAAGACUUUAUAACAGCUCUGGAAUAUGGAAUGCCUCCAGCUUCUGGAAUGGGACUCGGAGUCGACAGGCUAGUAAUGCUUCUGACAAAUUCAGCCAGUAUCCGUGAUGUCAUCCCUUUUCCUGUCCUCAAGAUUCAGCAGUAGAGGUUCAACAGCUCUCCUUGAUGAGCACAGCUAUUUUGAGAUUUAAAGUAGGAUUUUUGCCCCAGCAAUUGUGAUUUCAAGCAUUGCAAUUUCUGAAGCUGGUGAUUUUCAGUGCUUCCUUCUUUAUUCCCAGAAAAAUGCAAUGAUCGAGGAUUAAACUCAGACUCGAUUCAUUCCCAAGCCUGCGGUAUUUAGUGGUUUGUACACACAUUGAGCAGUUUAAAAUUAGGUCAUUCUUGUUAGUCAAAUCAUGUAUUGUAGUGACAAUGAAUUUGAUUAUUUGUGUACUUUGGUACGAGUUUUGGAAGUGUUCUGGGUGAGGCAAUGGUGCUCGUGAGCAGACUCUAGGGCAGUAGUCCUUUGACAAAUUUUACUGCAACUAGGGCUUCAAACAAAAUAAGCUACUCAAGCUUGGCUCUCCAGUCAGCUCUUUAAAAACUCGUUUGAGACCUUUUGGAGGUGGUUAUUUUCCGACCUCCGGUUGAUGUGCUAUAUUUAUGAGAAAAGGAUUAAUGCUGAGUUCGAAAC
This is a messenger RNA of Rhododendron vialii, 2416 nucleotides long. RefSeq names its product lysine--tRNA ligase, chloroplastic/mitochondrial-like. Gene Ontology annotation, cellular component: cytosol; mitochondrion; cytoplasm. The transcript has 14 exons. Gene Ontology annotation, molecular function: tRNA binding; ATP binding; lysine-tRNA ligase activity. Gene Ontology annotation, biological process: lysyl-tRNA aminoacylation. The coding region runs from base 104 to 1888 and encodes 594 amino acids. Lineage: Eukaryota; Viridiplantae; Streptophyta; Magnoliopsida; Ericales; Ericaceae. The record is from RefSeq and is a predicted model, not a curated record.